AUGCCAGCUUAUCAUUCGACAUUUUUAGCAGAAGAACAAAAUCAAAGUAUCAAUUCUGGAAUUCGAACCAUUGGUAAUUUAUCAUUAUUACCAUUUCAUACUAAUUUCCGAGGUCCAAUUUAUUCUGAAAAUAAUUCUGAUUAUGAUAUAAUUGAAGAAGUAUUAGAUUUAUUUAGAGCUAAUUCAUUUUUCAAAAAUUUUGAAAUUAAAGGAAAUUCUGAUCGAUUAUUAAUUUAUGGGAUUUUAUUUAUAAAUCAAUGUUUAACCAAAUUAACCAAAUUUACUAAUUCAAAAGAAGCCACGAAAAUAUUAAUUAAUUUAAGUGUUGAUAAUUUCCAUUUACCUGGAGAUAUUGGAUUCCCAUUAAAUUCAUUAUAUGUAUCACCAGCAAAUAAAUCAGAAUAUGAAUUAUUGAAAAAUUAUUUGACUCAAUUUAGACAAGAAUUGAGUGAUCGAUUAAUUAAAAGAAUUUAUCAUGAUGAUCCUAAUAUUCCAAGUAAACAUUGGUUAGCUUUUACAAAAAGAAAAUUCAUGAAUAAAAGUUUAUAA
Molecule: messenger RNA, 549 nt
Organism: Candida albicans SC5314
Lineage: Eukaryota; Fungi; Ascomycota; Pichiomycetes; Serinales; Debaryomycetaceae
Gene: ARC18
Product: Arc18p
Exons: 1
Coding region: 1-549 (182 amino acids)
Biological process (GO): regulation of actin filament polymerization; Arp2/3 complex-mediated actin nucleation
Cellular component (GO): cytoskeleton; Arp2/3 protein complex
Molecular function (GO): actin filament binding
Source: RefSeq, a predicted model, not a curated record